AUGAAACUUGGCGACACAGUUCCGAAUUUCAAAUUUUCCACAAAUUUGGGCUCAUAUGAGCAAUUGUAUUCAACAAUUCCUGAUGGUUCUUGGCUCAUGAUUUUCUCACAUCCAGCUGAUUUUACACCAGUUUGCACAACAGAAUUAGCUGAAUUACUCAAAAGAGCUGACGAAUUCAAGGCGAGAAAUGUGCACAUUUUUGCAAUUAGUAUUGAUUCGGCAGAAGCGCAUAGAAAUUGGGCAAAAGAUAUUUGGGGAUAUUUGAAAAGAAAUGAACAAGGAGCUGCUGGAGAUGCAGUUGAAAGCGGUGAGCAUUUUCGAAAAAUUUAGAAAAAUAAUUAGUAAACAAUCGUGAAACGUUCACAAUUUUUCUAACAAUAAAUUUAAAAAUCGAAUUCUAUUUCAUUCAGAUCUUCCAUUCGAAAUCAUCGCCGAUGUUGAUCGUUCCAUCAAUGUUGCAUUGGGAAUGAUUGAUCCAGAUGAGAUUAAUUGUCAAGGAAUUGCGCUUUCUGCUCGAGCUGUUAUGCUUUUUGGACCCGACAAGAAAUUGAAAUCCAAGAUUUUGUAUCCAGCAACAUUUGGAAGAAAUUUUGAGUGAGUUUCAAGUUUCGUUUCAUCAAAUCAAAUUCCUUCGAUCUUUUUAGCGAAAUUCUUCGUAUGAUUGAUGGUGUUCAACUUGCAACAACAGCACCUUUAGCAACUCCAGUCAAUUGGAUUCCUGGUCAACCAGUAAUUGCGCAACCAGGUUUGAAAACCGAAGAAGUUAUCGAAAAAUUGUGUGGAGGAGAUAACAGCAAUUUGAAAAUUGUUCCACUUCCCAGUGGAAAAGAAUAUUUGAGAAUUGUUUCCGGAGACAAUUAUAAGAAAUAA
Molecule: messenger RNA, 870 nt
Organism: Caenorhabditis angaria
Lineage: Eukaryota; Metazoa; Nematoda; Chromadorea; Rhabditida; Rhabditidae
Source: the annotation of a GenBank genome assembly